Messenger RNA from Diorhabda sublineata, 761 nucleotides. It is a transcript of the gene Polr1F, whose product is annotated as DNA-directed RNA polymerase I subunit RPA43. The transcript is spliced from 3 exons. NCBI's taxonomy places the organism in Eukaryota, Metazoa, Arthropoda, Insecta, Coleoptera, Chrysomelidae. Gene Ontology annotation, cellular component: RNA polymerase I complex. The coding region runs from base 101 to 727 and encodes 208 amino acids. Gene Ontology annotation, biological process: DNA-templated transcription; DNA-templated transcription initiation. The record is from RefSeq and is a predicted model, not a curated record.
AUGUUUAUCUGUCAAUAUUAUGUGAACCCUGGUUCGAUAUUUCCAUGGAUUUUAGGUUAAUAAAUAUGUUUAAAUUAUAUUAAUAUAUAUUGAUGGAAAAAUGCAAAAAACAUCAAAUGCGCGUGUUACUUUCAAUACAAAACUCUUGAAAAAAUUAGUUAAACAAGAAAACUCGGGAGUAGAAGUACAUACCACGAUUCAACAUUUAGCUAUAUAUCCACAUCAAUUAAAUAAUUUUACAGAAUCAGUUAAAGGACUCUUGAAUUCUAAAAUAGCUAAAUAUAAUAAGACGUUUAAUGGUAUUCUUUUAGGCUACCAAAAUAUAAAAUUGUUAACAGAUGGAGGAGUUAUACAUGAAGAUUCUUGUUUCAUACACUUCGAUAUUCAAGCCAACUUCUAUAUAUUUAAACCUGAAAUAGGAAAAAUAAUGAAUGGUAUGGUAAAUAGAAAAAGCCGUGAUCAUAUUGGUGUUCUAGUGUAUGAAGCAUUUAAUGUUUCCAUACCGAUCAAAAUGGAAGAAGACGAGGAAAAUACAGAGAAUUCUAUUAAAAUUGGCGACAAUGUAACAUUUCAGAUAACCUAUAUAAAUCUGGCAUCAGUUUUACCUUAUAUUCGUGGUAAAUUGAUAUCUGAACAAGAUGUGAAUAUACCAAAUACACCUAAAGUGAAGAAAAAGAAGAAAAAAUCCAAGAUUAAAGAAGAACCGAUAGAAUAUGAAGAAUUAUGACUAAAUAAAGUGUGAAUAAAAUUUUUAAUAAAAA